Molecule: messenger RNA, 2008 nt
Organism: Camponotus floridanus (Florida carpenter ant)
Lineage: Eukaryota; Metazoa; Arthropoda; Insecta; Hymenoptera; Formicidae
Exons: 8
Coding region: 1-1938 (645 amino acids)
Source: RefSeq, a predicted model, not a curated record
AUGUGCCAUACGAUAGUUCUGAUUAUCUUCGUCGCAAUGAUGGUAGUUACUGAUGCAUACAAAAGCAAGAGAGAUAUUUCUUUUUUCAAUGCGGAUAUCGCAUCUCAUCGCAAACCUCGUCCGCGAAAUUUCUUUGAUAAUCAAUCAUUUAUCAACAAGAUGAUCGAGCAGCAAACUUCACCUAUUAGAGCAGUGAGAGAUCCAAAUAUUAACCAGCAAUCUUUUCACGAUCUGCCCUUGAAAGAUCACAUUAUCUAUCCGUCUGAGUUUCCAAUUCUUCGUCAUCAACCGUUUCAAAAGAAUUCUUUUACGGUAACAUCAUUUAAAGAUAAACCGUUGUUCAGAGAUGCAAUAUUAAAAAAUCAAGAAUUGCGAGGAGAACGAGAGGUUCUCAAAGAUAAUCCUUUCAUUGAACAAUCAUUUACAUCAGAGGAAAUCUUUGAGAGACAAGCACCUACUUAUGAAACACUGUUUGAAGAGCAGUUGUUUACGAAUGAGAAACCAUUUAAAAAUUUACAUUAUGAACAGUUGCCUUCAAGUGAACUAACGUCUCAGAAGCAAACGACUCUUGUCGAUUCUCCUUCCAUCUCCAAUUUGAUCAAGUUUGAUCAAGGUGAAUCUUAUAAUAAACUCAUUGAUUUGUAUGAACGACAUAAGGAUAUACAAACUUCGUCCAAUAAAGCAAGACUUUCGACGUACACUAAAUAUGAUAAUCGUGAAUUGUCGAUGCCAAUGGGUUCGUCUUUCAAACAUCUUUUUCCAUUAAACAUUGAAACAUCUCCGUCACCAUCAACGUCCAUUCCUGGAUCCAACUUUCCCAUAUCUUCUAUUCCUUCAAGUAUUGAUGAAAUUUAUUCGUCAGACGCUGUCAAGAUAAAACUCCGUUCAACGCUAAUGCCGGAAUCGACUACAUCAUUGCCGGGUAGUUGUACUGCGCCAAUCGACAGCUCCUCAACAACCAUUCCAUCAAUCUCAGUUAACACAAACCAAUCUUCGAUUGUAGGUCAUAUCUUAACGAGUUUAAUAACCAAGCCCAGUUCGCCUAUCAUGGAUACGACAACAUCAAUAACGUCGUUCGCCGGAAACACCCUCAGACCAAUUCAGUUUUACGCUACUAAACAUGGAGUUAUUGUGACACCUUCUCUUCCCACUCAAAAUGAGUUAAAGAGCAACAUACAUGCUCACUUGUUCAUAAACAUACCGAAGAACAGUUUCACGGCCAAUGAGCAGGAUCUUAAAUUCCUAGUCCCGGAAACGCUGAAGGAUGACAUGAAAAUUAGUACCCAUAAUCCUAUGUUAAACUACAUUUUGUCUGAAGAGCAGAAGAGCGAGUUGAAGGAUGUUCGGAACUCCUUCACAAACUAUGCGUUGCCCAAGGGAUUUAAAUACGGUUGGCCUUUACAACAAUUCUCACCAAAAACAUCAUUCGCUCUACUAUCUCUGAACGAAAAGACAAAUUUCGUUCUAUCAAACGUAUCUACCAUACCCAUUUCGAUUACUUCUCGGCCGAUUGAGACUAGCAACGAUUUCGCUACAAUGUUACCGCUGAAGUCCACAGUAGCAUCAAACACGGCGACAAAUAAUAAUUUACCAUUAAGCGCAAACUUACCUUUAGACUUUAUGGGAAGCAUACCAAAUAAUCUGACUCCAAAUAUAUUUGAAAGCAUAACUGGUGGCAUAUCAACAGGCAUACCUAGUGCAAUGAUGGCUGACAUGCCUGCGAGCAUACCAACUUUGAAUCUUGGGCAAAGUUUACAUCACAUAGAACAAUUACAAACUCAAGAGGCAAGAAAUCCCUGGUACCCCACAGGUUUGCAGCUGCAGCGGCUAGGCAGCUUUGGCGGAAUAAAUUACACGUUACAUAUGGGUAAUCCGACCACAAAACCGUUGGAGCUUAUGAUCCCGGAUACAGGCUUAACUCUGCCGAAAUUAUCAUAACCGCAUGCAAAAGAAAUAUUCCCGAAAUACUUAGCUUUUCCUCUUUCACUUGGAAACGAUUGACGAGCAA